This is a messenger RNA of Aethalodelphis obliquidens (Pacific white-sided dolphin), 3930 nucleotides long. RefSeq names its product t-SNARE domain containing 1 (gene TSNARE1). Gene Ontology annotation, cellular component: nucleus; membrane. The record is from RefSeq and is a predicted model, not a curated record. Lineage: Eukaryota; Metazoa; Chordata; Mammalia; Artiodactyla; Delphinidae. Gene Ontology annotation, biological process: vesicle-mediated transport. Bases 795 to 2996 code for a protein of 733 amino acids. The transcript is spliced from 14 exons.
AGACCCCGCUCUCUGCAGACCCGUCCCCUGAGGGCCCUCCGCGGAAAGGCUUUGGGGUGUGGUGACGAUCCCGUCUACUCCCCCGCUGGCACGGACCAAGGCGUGGGGUCCGCAGGGCACGGCCCCUCCCGGCAGUGCUCAGCGGCCGCCCUAGACCCGGGCGCUGGCCCUUGUGCCCUCCGGACCCGAGUCCGGGGCCCGCACGGCCACUGCGCCGCCGCGGCUCGGCCUCUCAGACCCCUGAGAUCCGGUCGGGCCUCUGAGGCGGGGACCGCGCACUCCGCGUCUGUCACCCCCGUUCCACAGAUGGGGGUACUGAGGAUCGGGGGUGCGAGUAAGCCGGCCACCUACAGGCCCGGUAAGGCGGCGGGAACGGCUCGGCCCAGCCCGGCAGGCCGGGACGGCGCGCCCUCGGUGGCCCUCGAGAGCCGCGGCCCUGGGUAGCCGCGGGCGGCUCCCGCCGGGCGCAGGCUUUCUGGCCCCCUCCGGCCGCCGUCCCAGGCCGUUUCCGCCGCCCGCGCGGGGCACUCUGGGACUUGUAGUCCCAGGGCUCACGCCGUCCUCAGCUCGUCCGCGGCUCGGUGGCCAUUGGCUGGCGCGAGGCGUCGGGGCCGACGGGGCGGAAGGGGGGCGGCCUCGAGGCCCUCGCCGGCGCGAGAGAGGCCGUCACGUGAUGUUUGGGUGCCGGCUCCGCCCCCCGUACCGCCCCUCCCUCCGAGAAAGCACGGAACGCGCCCGGGAGCCACCGAAGCCCAGCUCUGCAGGAAGGCGGCGGCCCUGCCUUCUGUGAGAAGAUGUCCUACGGAUCCAUCGCUGGCAGCGGCGGCCUGGGGAGCCACGGCCCUUUUGGGGGGCCCUCCACACAAGGCUAUCAGCCCCUAGAGUGCGCUAAAUGUUGGACUGAGUACGGAAUCCGUCAUUUCCCCUGCCCGUCGCCAGAGAGCAGCCUGCAGGACCCCUGUGUGGGCAAGGACGGGGAAGGUGAUCUGGGGCCGGCCGGUACACCCAGAGGCCCAAGGGCCAGGAAGCGAGGGCCAGGGGUCGCCACGGACGGCAGCGGGACACCGGAGCGCACCUCGCCGCCUGCCGGCCCGAGGAAGGACUUGGCUGCAAGGGCCCAUGGCCGGGUGGCGGGGCCCAGGGCCUCCCGGGCCAAGAAGAGGAAGCCCAACUUCUGUCCGCAGGAGACGGAGGUGCUGGUGGCCAAGGUCAGCAAGCACCACCAGCUGCUGUUUGGCACCGGGCUGCUGAGGGCCGAGCCCACCCGGAGGUACCGCAUGUGGAGCCGCAUCCUGCAGGCCGUGAACGCGCUGGGCUACUGCCGCCGCGACAUCGUGGACCUCAAGCACAAGUGGCGGGACCUGCGUGCCGUCGUGCGGCGCAAGCUGGGCGACCUGCGUGGAGUGGCCCCUGGCCCCGGCCCUGCCAAGCCCCAGGCCCUGGCCCUCACGCCUGUGGAGCAGGUCGUGGCCAAGACCUUCUCCUGCCAGGCUCUGCCCUCUGAGGGCCUCAGCCCCGAGCUGCCCAGAGCCACCGAGAUGGACCUGAGUGACCUCCAGGAGCUGUUCCAGGAGACGUCGGCCAGCGUCUUCCGAAUCAACUCCAAUGUGGCCUUCUUGGAGCAGAGCCUCCGGUCCCUGGGGACGCCAAGUGGCACGCAGGAGCUGCGGGACAGCCUGCACACGGUGCAGCAGCAGACCAACCACGCGAUCGCAGCCAGCACCAGUGCCCUGAAGCAGAUGGCUGAGCUCCUGCGGGGCUGCUCCCGGCAGGAGCGUCUUCAGCUGGACCGUCUGAAAACUCAGCUUUCAGACGCCAUCCAGAGCUAUGGAGUGGUGCAAAAGAGAAUUGCAGAAAAGUCCAGAGCACUGCUUCCCACAGCACAGAGGGUUGGCAAGCAGCAGAGUCCCCAGGCCCCAUUUGCCGAGCUGUCCGAGGAUGAGAAGAUCUUUAACGGGGGUGACGGCGUGUGGCAGGCCCAGGGGCAGGCGCUGCUUCCAGAGAUCACCGAGGAGGACCUGGAGGCCAUCCGGCUGCGUGAGGAGGCCAUCCUGCAGAUCGAGAGUGACCUGUUGGAUGUGAACCAGAUCAUCAAGGACUUGGCCUCCAUGGUGUCAGAGCAAGGAGAGGCCAUCGGGUCCAGCAGCGGCAAGGCCGUGUGCCGGCGCAGCUCCAGCCCCGAGCCGGCCGUGGUGGCCCUGCUGCCCGGGCCGGGCUGUGCGCCCCUGCGGCCGGGCUCCCACUCACGCACCAAGACGCGGAAGCCCAACUUCAGCCCGCAGGAGACCGAGGUGCUGGUGCAGAGGGUGACGCGCCACUACCCGCUGCUGUUCGGGGCUCUGCGGGGCCCACCCGCCCGGAAGCACCGCGUGUGGAGCCGCAUCCUGCAGGCGGUGAACGCGCUGGGCUACUGCCGCCGCGACCUGGGCGACGUCAAGCACAAGUGGCGGGACCUGCGAGGGGUGGUGCGCAGGAAGCUGGCCGAGCGCCCCCGGGCCCCCGGCCCCGUCCUCACGCCCGUCGAGCGCAUGGUGGCUGAGACCUUCACGGCCCCCGGCCCCGCCGGCGAGGGCCAGCCCGCCGAGGCCCUGCCGAAUAGUAUUGAAGCCGGCCUUGAGGCUGCGUCCUCGCACGCAGAGGCGGCCAGUGAGCUCCUGGCCGGAGCCAGCCGGCACCAACCGACGAGGACGAGGCCCCCAGCUGCCUGUGGCUGCCCCUGCGGACGCUGGAUGGGCCGAGCCUGCCUGAAGCCGACCCCCUGGACCCCCGAGGAGCCCUCCCUGCGUCCCCCUCCCCGCCCGCCUCCCCGGCCUCGGCACCCCCCGCGGCCACAUUCCCCGGGGCCUCCCGGCCCUCGCCGCCCUCCUCGGCAGCACCCCAGCCCCCCGGGAAGCCCACAGGGCCUGAGGCCUCGGACGUGGAACGGCGGCUGCUGGACUCGCAGCGGCAGCAGGGCGCCCUGCUCAGCUCCUGGUCCCAGCAGCAGAGUGCGCUGAUGGCCCAGCAGAACCUGCUGCUGCAGCGGCUGGCCGAGCAGAGCCAGCGGCUGGCCGACGGCGUCGAGGCCCUCAACCGGACCCUGGAGAGGCUGGUGGAGGCCCUCCCGCCCCGGGGCGCCUCGCCCGCAGUCCCAGCUGGCUGCCCUGGGGGCGGAGCAGCCUGCAGGCCAGCUGGAGGCUCCCAGGGCAGCCCCCAGGGCAGCCACACAGGCCAGGAGGUCUUCUCAGGGAUGAUCCUGAAGGUGGAGGAGGAGAUCUAGGGUCUGGACCCCGUGGGCCGCGUGCAGAGCAGGGACUCCGGUCCUGCCCCUCUGAGGGGCAGAGAUGGGGCCUCGAUAGAGCCAGAGAGGAUGCGGGACUUGGCCUGUGGUUGCCCCUUCCGUCCUGCCAUUGUCCGUGGGCCUGUGACGCGAACGGAGGGCUGGGUUGAGGUCUACUCGGGUGACGCUGGUGGGUGGACCGAGCUCCCUCCGCUCCCAUCCCGUGCUCCGACCGUCGGGGCGAGUGCUGUGGAGUGCAGAACGGGGCGCCUCUCGGCGGGCAGUGGGUGAGCGGAGCUGCGGGAAGAAGCACGCAGAGCGCAGCUCCCCCAAACCACUGCCUCGGGUGUGGGCCCUGGAGUGUGGCAAUGCUGGGCACCCAGAAAGCCCCCGGCGUGUGCCCUGGAGUGACUCCUGGAAGCCCGCCUGCUCCGUGGGCGUACGGACUGAGGGGGCUGGACCCCUGCAUCCUCUCGAUUCUGCCCCGAGGGAACCACGCCCUGUGGGCCUGCGGUUAUUUCUCUCAAUUUUAUGCCUGCGGUGUGGGGUGUAUAUACGUAUGUGCACAUAUGUUCGUUGGUACUGGAUGGGGUGGGAUGCCAUUUUAUACCUGUCGACUUUUCUUGGAAAAAGAUAUUUUUCUCAUAUAAGCAUAAAAUAACAACAAAAAA